GCCGAGCUGGUGACAGGGGGGGCGUGCACGCUAUAUAACGGGUGCGGAAGCUCAGUGUCACUUCUUCUCUUAUAGCCUUCAGGAGAGAACGUGCUUCCUGUAACAGGUAAGACCAGGCUGCCACCACCCUCACACAGUAUGGGCAUGGUGCCCACAAUGGCACAUGCCAAUCUGCCAGCUCACCCAGACCUGUCUAUAAAGGGUGACCCUCAGCUAUAGACAGAACUACAUCCCCCAUGAUGCCCUGCAAGCUUUAAAUCUGGCAAAGGAUCAUGGGGGGUGUAGUUCUACAAAAACUGGAGCUCUACCUUUUUGGCCACAGCUAAUUUAAAUCAUCUUAUUUUAUUUUUUCUCUCCUUAUUAUUUUCAGACCUUAUUAAUGUAUUUGACUGUCUAUACAACCUUUAUAUUUAUUUUUUAAUGUAACCCAUUGAGAUCCUAUCAGCUAUGAACUCCCUUUACUAUCCUGUAUAAAUGGCAACUUAGUUAACCAUCAUUGAUAAGGUUGUAGACUGAGUGUCCCUCCAUCUCACUUUUGCUGUGUAGCAAUGAGUGAAGACCUGAGGAUAUAUAUAUUAUAGCAGCUUAUUGGUUGUCAAGCAAUGUGUCUAAGCUUGGCAGCAUUAAAAGGAUAGUGUUUUUUUUGUUUGUUUUUUAAUUGUAUUUCUUAAUUGCUUUGUCAUUGCAGUAGUAUAAUUAAAGCAGGGAUAUAACUCCUCUAUUCUCACCUGUAAUUCCAUAGUUCUAUAACACAUUCUAUCAGAGUUUUUAUUGAGCAGUGUGUAUAGAGCUCUGUCACAAUAUUUUACUGUAACAUAAUGUCAGUUUAGGAUUAACUGAGGGUUUGUUCUCCAUGCCCUGGGUACAAAGGUGUGCUUGGUGUAAAGCUGAAAUGUACAGCUCUGCUCCUUGCUGUGUGGUGGGUGACAGAUGCAGUUCAGCUGCUCCUUGCCAGAAAUAGAAAGCCAUACACAGGGUGGGCUUCAGAGUGCUUGCUAAGAAGUAUUGGUCUUAACCCCUUCCUUACCCCAAGAGGGUACAGCCUGUAAGAAUUGACUAACACAAAACCUAUCUGCAGCAGUUACUGUAUCUGCAAUUCUUUCUGGCCUCAGAGGUGUUAAUGGCUACUCGCCACCACUCAGAAUUUAAAAGUAUAGGCACAAAAAAAAUUGACCUUGUAUUUUCUUUUACUAGCAAUGUGUGGCAUAUCAUUGUAGCCCCCCUCUACCCUCAAGAGAAUAUAUCUCCUGAAACCCAGGCUUCAGGCUAGAUCUGUGCUAAGGAAAUGAGUCAUUGGCUUAAAAUGGUUUCCAUGCUAGUGGAAAUAUAAGAUCACCUCCCAAUGAGGCUUGAGACCUCCUUCCAGUUAAAGCCUCUACACCAAGUUGGUUAUUCACACUGCAAAUUAAUGCAGGGUCCCUGGUAAAUGGCACCCAAUUCUCGCCAACAUUGUUGGUUGCUAGGGUGGGGCAGGUGAUAUGGUGACAAACUCUUGUUGGUCCAACACAUACAGCCCCAGAGUGCUGCAAUGCCUUACAUAUAGAAUCGGCUACCUGUUUGUACAAGCAAACAGGUAGCUGAUUCUAAAUGUAAGGCAUUGCAGCACUAUAGGGCUGGCCUUGCUUACAAAGAUAGAGUUGGGUUUGCAAUAUUUGCUGUUCACCUCUUAACUGCUAUAUCCUAUGCAAUUUAUUACUGACCAAACUAUUUUAUAUGCAAAGUAUUUAGUUUUGCAGAACCGUAUUGUACAGUUCAUGAAGCUGAAGGCCUGCUUGUUGUGCAGUUUCCUCUUGCUCAAUAGCAAUUUUCUGUAGUAUUGCAUAAACUGUACCGUUGUGUAUCUGGCUCCCUUUUGUAAUCUCAUAUUGUAUAAAAUGGCUUCGGAGCACGUCAGCCCUCCCCAGAGAUUAAUUGUUGCAUUAAGCCUUUAGGGGCCAUCAAUAUUCCAUUCCUCUUGUUAUAACUCACACUUGUAUGGAAAGUUCUAAUUAUUGACCUCAACAGCUGCUUACAGCGCUAAUGUCUCCAAAUAAGUGACCCUUUACUUUGCAAGUCUUGAUCAUUGCAAAAGCGUAGAUGGAUUUUGGCUAUUAAGGGGUUAAUGUUGUAUACCUAUGGUAAUUAAGGCCUUCAUUAUAGCACUUGCAAACCUCUUUAAGUGUAAUUUGCAGAUAUCAAAUUAAAUUGGGGUCUCUAGCAGAGCUUUGGGAUUAUAUAAAUUUGAAUUUAAAUCCCUAGGCAUGCAGUACUUUAUAUUGUGCCAAGUUAUUCUGUGCUGGGAAUUGUUGGCUUGAUGACUUCAUGUUGUUGUGGUUUGGCGUUAUUAAAAACGUGUCUGAAACUGCACGUUCGCCCUGGCUCUAGGAAUGGGCAGUACAGGGGUGUCUCUGAAUGACGGUGGGAUUUCCAGCUAGCUGUGAGCUUGAAAGGAAACGUGCUCUUGUUACUAAUCCCACGGAAAUUACGCAGUACAGCAGCUCCACUGUCUGCUUCAUACAGGUUGUACAGCAGAGCAUCCAGUCUGAGCAUGCCGCAAGCUCUUUAUAGGUUAAAAAGAAAAACCCAGACAGGCUUGGUGUCUCGGAAUAGCAACAAGCGUGCAGCUGUGGGUCUCCAGGAAUAUAAUGCGGUUAAAUGCAUCAAGUAGGCCAGUGAUUGAACUUUCAAUAGCUGAUUAAAUCUUCCAGUGAAAGAUGUAGUCAAUGACUGUACAUACACGUCAUAUUCCUGCUAUAGUGAGUCUUAUGUAUUCAAUGACUUGUGAAAGAUCUUACAAAAAUCAGAUGCUAUGAAAUGCUAUGUGUAUCUUAUUGGCAAGUAGUUAUGGUGAGGGAAUUAAAAUAGAGAUUUGGUGUGAGGGCCCAUCCCAGGGGACAAGCACAGCUGCAGUAACAUGAGACUGGUAUUCACAGGGUUAAAAUGUUCAGAAUCUCAACCAAAGCACCUUCAUCGUCCCAUAGUAAUUCCCUAUUUUGAUUCUCAUGCAUCGUUCUGGUUUGUUCGGGGAUCAACAGGGAAUGUUUGUUCACCAUCGCCAUAUUAGUGGGUGUGCAUGAUGUCACUGGUGGCUGCACAUGUGCAUUGGUUAGAUUUGGGGUUGAAGAGGCAGAAUUUUUAUCCCAAAUUACUGAAUUUUUCUUUUAUAUUUAUUUGUUGUGCUGUGACACUAUGUACCUAUUGAGCUAUUUUUUUUUCAUAUAGGUGUUAAUUAUGCCAAAUAGCAUAAAUUUGACUCGUGCCCAAGCUAAAUAUUGAACAAGCGGUGAACUGUCCAUUGUAAUGAUACUGAUACAUCCCUAAAUUACCUUCAGAAAUGGUUGGAUACCUGCUUGCCUUCUAUUGAGAAGCCAUUUCUUCCAGGAACAAUCUCAUUAAACUUGCCAUUUCUAGUAGUAAAAAUACUGCAGUUAUACCUGCUUAAUUCCAAAGGGAUUCGUGGCUGGGUACCAGUGAUGGAGGUUGACCUUGAGUUCUGAUCUAACAGGUUCUUACGGAGCAUAUACAAAUGCCAUGGAGAUCCUGAUCUUAGGUCCCAUCCCCUUUCACUAUAAAGGAUCAUAUAUCAACACUCUGGGUUGCCAGGCAAGCUUUAACAGAUUUCAGCUGUCAGGAUUGUAGAAGAAAGGUGUCUGAACUAGCUUGUAACAGGUUAACUGCUGUGACAUGUUGCAUUGCAGUGACGUAGGUAUAGGAGGCGGAGCAGGAAGAUCAGCUGAAGGACGGGACAAGGACACUUUGAUUCCCUGCUGUGUAUAGGGUUGUGCUCUUAAUCGCUUUCUGCGGUGAGCAAGUGAUGGGCCAGGAAACAAUAUAUAGAUCAAUAGUAUAAUGGGAGCCAACAAAAUCAAAGCAAUUUGUGGUCAAACAUUUCAUGGUGACCUUGAGAAGGCAAUUCUCAUGCAUGCAUUUCUGCAGAUGCACCGGCUCAAUGUGUAGAAAUGGCCAGACUCUUUCAGUGCCAAGUGGCCUGUUAAAGGAAAUUACAGGAAAUUCAUCCCAGUGUAUUAGCAAAGUUUGCUCUAAUAUACUAACGGCUAUUAAUUGUGAUAACCUUGCACUGUGGUAAAUCGGUGUGCGUAGUAUCCACAUCCAUUUCUACAGGCCUUGUUAGCAGAACUCUAAUUGAUCAAUUGUUUUGCCAGCCCUCUAUUUUAUAUUUUAUUCCAAAUGGGGAACUGAGCUGGUUACAUUAAUAUUUAAGUGGAGCUUACAUGAAAACACUGGGUAAAUAAAAGCAUUCAAAUGUGAAUGAAGAUUUCUUAAUCCAUUAUUUGGCCUGUAAAUAUUGCUAAUGACUACUUCAUGGAUUCCACUUUGAAGCUUUUGAGUUUUAUUGUGGCUCUGCCUAUGCCUUGACUUGCCACAAACUAUAUUAAAAUAAAUCCUGAUUAAGCAGAAAUGAAGUUUGAGAGGUCUUUAAAUAGACUGGGAAAUCUUGUCUGUAACUGUAGCCUCCUACUAUAGUGUAAAUGCAUAUGGGUUGUCACCAGGAAAAUGUUGGUUAGUUUAUUCAAUGGCAAGAUUGAUAUCUUUAAAAAUAUAUCUAUUCAGUUUCACAUACUAGCCUUGCCUUGUUUGUGAAUAUUAAUGCCAAUUUGUGUACUCACUGCAGUGAUGUCACUGGGGGAGCCAGCAUCACUGCUGUAGUUUUGCAAGACAAGAACAAGUGGGCUGCAUUGAGGUCUAUGGAGGAUCUUGCAGGAUUCUUAAUUGUGCCAAUUCCCUGCAGUGGUCACUGACUCACCGGAGCUGGCACUUCUAAUCGGCUCCACCCAGUGUCUAAAAAAAUAUAUAUUUUCUCUUUUGCUGUAACUGGUUAAUUCUCUCUAGUCUGUCAAUGUACAAUUUCUAACAGCAUCCAGUAAUGUGCAUAUACUCUUGCAUGGUAAACCUGACUAAAUGUUACCUCUUAUCCUUCACAGAAAGUCACAAUGUCUAUCAAAAGGAUCCAUGCUCGUGAAAUCUUUGACUCCCGUGGAAACCCCACUGUAGAGGUUGACUUGACAACACACAAAGGUUUGUACCAUAGUGUUCCUUAAUGCCCAAAAGACUGUAAGUAAACUGGAUACUGUGACCUUUCAAUUGAAAAGCAAGAGCAGUCUUGUAAAUGACUUUAUAAUUUAUAAAAUGGCUAGUUGGCAGUCACAAAUAGUGGUUUCUUUGGCUCUGAUUAAUUUUUACCCCAUUGGGUACUUCAGGAAGCUCUAGCUCUGUCUAUCAAUAUGGUUUGUAUCCCAGUCCUUAAUGAGAUCUGACAUCUAUAGCCACUACAAACGGGGCUUGGCAUAUUUUAAGUGGCUUUAAUAAAGGUUAAAACUUGCCUUAUUUCCAGUGCUGCACAGGUCUGCCAGUGCUGGCUCUGCCUACAUCAGCCUCCUUGGUGACAUUCCCAUAGGGAAAGCAUUGGAUUGGCUGAAAUCAGCAUGGAGGCGGGAUGGGGGUUGCAUCUAAUGCCAUCUUGGCCAAUCCGCACCUGAAUCAAUGCAGAUCUAUGAGAAUUUCAGCGUCUCCAUGCAGUGCGUUGAGACUCUGAACGGCAGUGCUGCCUACUUUGCAACACUUCCCCCAAGAAGUACCUUCUGUGGCCACUGGAGGUGUCCCUAGGGGGCAAUAUAAACACUGCCCUUUAUCUAAAAAGGCAGUAUUUGCAUGAAAAUGCCUAUAGGAAUGAUUUAUAAGCUGUAGUUAUGACUACUAUAGUGUCCCUUUAACAUAGUAUCUGAGAAUCUGAGUGUGCAAGUACCGUAUAUACUCGAGUAUAAGCCGACCCGAAUAUAAGCCGAGGCCCCUAAUUUUACCCCAAAAAACUGGAAAAUGUAUUGACUCGAGUAUAAGACUAGGGUGGGAAAUGCAGCAGCUACUGGUAAAUUUCUAAAUAAAAUUAGAUCCUAAAAAAAUUAUAUUAAUUGAAUAUUUACAGUGUGUAUAUGAUGAGUGCAGUGUGUGUGUCUGAGUGCAGUGUGUGUGUCUGAGUGCAGUGUGUGUGUCUGAGUGCAGUGUGUGUUUGUGUUGCAGAGCCUUGGUGGGGGGGGUGGGCAUUUUUAUAAAAAAAAAAAAAUUAUUAAUUUUUUUUGUUAUUACUUUUUUUUAUUAUUUUUAUUAUUAUUUAUGUAUUAUUAAUUUAUUUAUUUUUUGGCCCCCCCUCCCUGCUUAAUACAUGGCAGGGAGGGGGGCUCUCCUUCCCUGGUGGUCCAGUGGCAUUGGCAGUUCAGUGGGGGGAGGAGGGGGGCUGGCAGAGCUGUUACUUACCUCUCCUGCAGCUCCUGUCAGCUCUCUCCUCCUCCGCGCUGGUCCGUGCAGCUCUUCUCUCAGCUCCCAGUGUAAGUCUCGCGAGAGCCGCACUAUGACCCCGCGGCUCUCGCAAGACUUACACUGGGAGCUGACCGGACCGGCGCGGAGGAGGAGAGAGAGAGGAGGGAGCUGACAGGAGCUGCAGGAAGGUAAGUAACAGCUCUGCCAGCCCCCAGUCUGUAUUAUGGCAAUGCAAAUUGCCCUAAUACAGACAGUGACUCGAGUAUAAGCCGAGAUGGGGUUUUUCAGCACAAAAAAUGUGCUGAAAAACUCUGCUUAUACUCGAGUAUAUACGGUAUAUGAACUUUGCUAGGCACUAAAACUAAAUGUACUGCUUUGGUGUUUGGGCAAAUACAUUCUAUACUCGUGUUCUAACUUGUUGAGCAAUCUUAAUCUCAAUAUUCCAGGUCUUGAUUGAUGUGAAUUGUAAAACCCAUAUUAUGGCUUGCAGUGCAUUGAUAGUGCAAUAUUCCGUUAUGACUAGUGGAAGAUACUAAAGCAGAUCGUUGUCCCCAAUAAAUUGCAUGUGUGAGCAGUCUCUUAUCCACUUCUAUGGGAAAUUACUAAUCUUGUGUAUCAUUCAAACACCUGAAUAGUGAGUGCGUUUCAGUGGGAGGCAAGCUUAGUGGAGAUGUUGUUUUGAGCCGAACUUCUUUAAAUCUGCUCUGCAUUGUUCCUAAUAACAGACUUGUUAUGCAUGAAAUGUCAAUGAGAUCGUCUGAGUUAAAAUCUGUUUUAGGUCUGUUCCGUGCUGCUGUUCCAAGCGGUGCCUCUACUGGUAUCUAUGAAGCUCUUGAGCUCAGGGACAAUGACAAGACUCGUUACCUGGGAAAAGGUAAGUCUGCACUGAAAACUGCACAGAACAGUCAAACUCUUAACACAUCAGAGUGCACAAUUUAUAGUUGGUUUAGGCUUUGCUGUGAUCUGUACCAGUCCAGAAGGCAGUGGUCUAGGCACAAAUAGUGUUAAAGGGUGUAUCAAUCUACAGUCUGUUACAUUCUAAACAAAGUAUCUAUAGAAUUUACUACAAUACAUACUUUGCCCUAGAAAAGGAUAAGGCCAUGUUAUGUUUACAUUUUAAAUCCAGAUGUUUAUACUUGCAGGAACCCAUUUAGAUCUGACACAAGUUCAAAGGUUAUGAUGGCAACCCCUAAAUUGGAAUGGAAUGCGGUCUAGUUUAACUGUAACUCACCUUGACAAUCAUUUUUUUGCUGAUUAAAUUGAUUAGAUACAAACCUAGAAUUUGAGGGUAGAUUUAACAUUCUAACAAUGUUUUUCUGGGUGCUGAGAAAAUGUUGCAGUGGCUUGAUAUUUAAAGACCUGUUCUGCUGAAAACAUUUGUUUACAACAGUGGAAUAUGUAGGUAAACCAAACUGGGGAUGUUGUGGGACAUGGUUCUUACACUUGGAUCAUGAGUGCUGAUAUCCUUCUGUCCUGUUUGCUCGUAGGUGUGAGCAGAGCUGUAAAAUAUGUAAACGAGUUUCUGGGACCUGCUCUGUGCACCCAGGUAAUGGGAGUCUGUGCUACUCACAUCUCCCAGUGCAUGGGAUUGGCAGACUAACCACUCCAGAGAGCAUUGCUAGGUGUCUGUAUCUCCUGCAUCAGGCUGCAUGGGCUUUUUGUAUUUUAGAAGGGGGGUGUAAAAUCUUGCAUUGGUUAGCUCAGGCUUCCAUUGCAAAGUCUGUUUAUAUUUUUGCUCUAAUAGCUAAAAUCCACAUGGAGAUGCUUAGUCUAAGAAUGCCUCUGGAGCAUGCUAGUGUGAUUUGUGCAGUGAUUGAAAUGAUUGUUCCUUCCAGGUGUCAGUAAAGCAGUUGAUCACAUCAAUAAAACCAUUGCACCAGCCCUGGUUGAGAAGGUAUGGGUUCCUGUUUUUACUAACUCUUUGCGAAUUCCUGUAUAUGCUUGGCUUUGCUUUAAAUGCAUUUUUGUGUUACAAAUGUUAACCUAAAGGGGUACAAGAUCUUCAGGAUAUUUGACUAUGGUGUGGGCGUUUAGAAUGUAGAAUGAAGACACUUCACUCUGCAUGUGCAUUGGAAGUAUUGGAUCAUUCAACUGCCUCACAUUAGUGACUAACCCACUGGUGAGCAAUCCAGAUUCCAAGAUAGAAAUAUUUGAGCCUCUAGACAGUAUGGUGUCUGUUACCAGCUGGGAAUCUGCCAGGACCUGCUUAUUAAGGUUCCACUGAAAGUCUCCAGAUUGUCUUGUCAGGGUGCUCCCUCUGCACCUGCUGCUGUAAGUCCACAGCUAGCACAGUGGAAAUUUCUUAGGAAACCUGCAUAAGGAGAGUGCAACUGAGGUCUAGUUAAAUUGAGAAUAUUAUGAUGUGAAGAGUAAUGACUUUAUGAAUCCUUUAAAGCAGGCUUCCCUAAACUCUGGCCCUCCAGAUGUUGCUGAACUACAACUCCCAUGAUUCUAUGAAAUAGGCUGAGAAUCAUGGGAGUUGUAGUUCAGCAACAUCUGGAUGACUGGAGUUUGGGAAAGCCUGGCCUUAAAGGAUCACUCAGUGGUCAACCACUUGUAAACUGUUUUACAGAAACUGAUGUAAACCGGAUAGAACUUUGUCUCUCCUACUGAACACCUAUAACUCCGAUUUCUCAAUAUUUUGCAUAUGUUGUAGGUGACCUUUUGACUAACUCUGCAGUUGAAUUAAAGGACCAGUAUAGGCACCCAGACCACUUCGGCUUAAUGAAGUGGUCUGGGUGCCAAGUCCAGCUAGGGUUAACUUUUUUUUUGAUAUAGAUAGAUAUAUAUCUAUAUCAGUUUCAUAAACUGCUAUGUUUAUAUUAGGGUUAAUCCAGCCUCCAGUGGCUCUCUUGACAGCCGCUAGAGGCGCUUGCGUGCUUCUCAUUGUGAAAAUCAGUGAGACGCCAGCGUCCAUAGGAAAGCAUUGAGAAUGCUUUCCUAUAGACUGGCUGAAUGCGCACGCAGUUCCUGCCGCGCAUGUGCAUUCAGCCGAAGAGGAGAGCUCCCCACCCGGCGCUGGAAAGAGGUAAGUUUAACCCCUUCCUCUCCAUCCAGCCCAGCGGGAGGGAGACCCUGAGGGUGGGGGCACCCUCAGGGCACUAUAGUGGUCCUUUAAGUUGAUCAUAUUUACUUGCAAGGUGCUAUUGAACUGACUGUUCUAAAGUUCAGCAAACGCACAGAAUGGCAUGGUAGCAUGAUGUAGAUUAACAUGCGCUCAAGCAAAUAACAGUGCAGAUGUCCUCAAAGUCCAACCUGUACCUUUUCUGUAACUAAUGCUGUAUACCAACACGGUGAGAUGUUGGCGGGUCAAUUCUAGAUUCCUUAGUCCAUAGUAAUGGAUACAUAGGCAGAUGUCUGUCCACAAUUAUCUAAAAAAAGUCAAUUGUAUUGCUUGCAUAGUGUACCUUGGUAGAUGUUACUACUUCAAAUGAAUUAAAGGACCACUAUAGUGCCAGGAAAACAUACUCGUUUUCCUGGCACCAUAGUGCCCUGAGGGUGCCCCCACCCUCAGGGACCCCCUCCCGCCCAGCUCUGGAAGGGGGAAAGGGGUAAUAACCUACCUUUUUCCAGCGCUGGGCGGAGAGCUCUCCUCCUCCUCUCCGCCUCCGAUCCGCCCUGCCGGCUGAAUGCGCACGCGCGGCAAGAGCUGCGUGCACAUUCAGCCGGUCGCAUAGGAAAGCAUUUACAAUGCUUUCCUAUGGACGCUUGCGUGCUCUCACUGUGAAAAUCACAGUGAGAAGCACGCAAGCGCCUCUAGUGGCUGUCAAUGAGACAGCCACUAGAGGAUUAGGGGGAAGGCUUAACCCAUUCAUAAUUAUAGCAGUUUCUCUGAAACUGCUAUAAUUAUGAAAAAAUGGGUUAAGCCUAGAAGGACCUGGCACCCAGACCACUUCAUUAAGCUGAAGUGGUCUGGGUGCCUAGAGUGGUCCUUUAACUGAUCAAUGCCCAGAAUUGGUGUGGCGUCAAUUUCCCAACUAUGGAAACAGAUUACUGGGAAUGUAUUUUAAGUGUACAUUAAUCUGUAGCGCUUGCUAUAAUGGCAUAAACUGAAAGUUUUCUGUCUUAAUCCCUUAGAGUCUAAAUGUUGUGGAACAGGAAAAAAUAGACAAACUUAUGCUGGAUAUGGAUGGGACUGAGAACAAAUGUGAGUAUCCUUAACAGCAAGUGAACUUAACCGUAAACACACGUUCUGACUUAACACCUCAUGACAAAUGGAUAAAGGUUCCAAUCUGGGAUCAAUGACUUGAUCUUUUUGUUCCUGUCUACAAGCAUUCUUUUGCAGGCACCGAUUUAUAUGCCUGGUAUCACUUUAAGGGGCAUUUAAUCUAAUCCUGUAUCUUCCAAGCUCUUAUGCACAAUGCCUUUAUGUAUAGUGCCACUGGUUUAAUAUCUGAUAUGGAGUAUGCAAUCCACACUACAUGAAAUACUGGCAUGGGAGACAUUUGUACAUGUGGGUGGUAUAAUAGUGUACGCAGUGUGCCUGAGUUGGAAGCCACAUUUAACUUGAAUGUGGCUGAUUGUCCAAGCUGGGUUUGUAAGAAGUGAUCUUUGGUUCUGGACAUGUUCUGUGUUCUGUCUGCAGUGUGUACAAAUCUAGGACUAAGUAAAAUGCUGUUUAGGUGAUGGGUUCCAUGUAUUGGUCGAUAACUGACUCCUGGAAUUGGUGUCGCCCAUUCUGUUCUGAAACAUUGUAUACAAUAUCUAAGCACUUGUUCUGACAGCUAAUGUUUAAUUCUUUUAGCCAAGUAUGGUGCCAAUGCCAUCCUGGGUGUGUCUCUGGCAGUGUGCAAAGCAGGUGCCGCUGAAAAGGGAGUCCCUCUGUACCGUCACAUUGCCGAUCUGGCUGGAAACCCAGAAGUUGUGCUGCCUGUUCCUGUAAGUCUGACUCGUGUUCUGUGGAACUGCUUAUUCCAUCUUCCCUAAGGUGUAUUGUGAUGUCUAAGACUCUGCGUAAAUUUAGUGAUCUCUGAUGGAAGGUUAUAGCUGCAGUCCCUCCAAAAAACAAACUUAACACUAAACUGUUCUCAAUCUAGCAUGCCUGGAACAAUCCAGUGUGUACACACACUGUACAGUGACCCUGAUACGCUGCAGUAUAGAUCAUUUCAGCCGCAGCAGACCUCAUCUGUACCAUUAGCUACAAAGAUAUAAUGCAGUGCUUUGUUUCACUGAAUGACCGAAUUGUACAUUGCUUAUGUCCCACAGGCUAUGGAAGGAUAACAAUAACUUCCUCACUAAACCACAGAGCAGGCUUUGGGAAUCCCGGGUUGUUUUUUUUUUUGGUUUUUUUACACUGCAACCAUAAGCUAGCACUGUAGGUGGUGCUUGGUAGAGCUUAUAACUUGUAGCCUGAUACCUUGUACUGAAUAUCUUUCUUUCAGGCAUUUAAUGUAAUAAAUGGUGGCUCUCAUGCUGGAAACAAGCUUGCCAUGCAGGAGUUUAUGAUCCUGCCAGUUGGGGCAACCAGCUUCAAGGAGGCCAUGCGUAUUGGAGCAGAGGUCUACCACAACCUGAAGAAUGUCAUCAAGCAAAAGUAUGGACAGGAUGCUACAAAUGUUGGCGAUGAGGGUGGCUUUGCUCCCAACAUCCUGGAAAAUAAGGAAGGUAAAUAUUGCAUCUUGCUGCUAGUGUUCCUAAAUUUAAUUUACUCUUGUUCUUGGCCUAAUCUAAAGUCUUACAAAGAGCAAGAUUAAUCCUAAAAUGUUACCCGUCCUAAUAUUCUACAUUUUCUGUGCAAAUGCCUGUUGCUACUACAAGUGGCAUGCCUUGGACUAACAUCUGUUCCCUGAACCGUCUUUCCACUAAAGCUUGAGCUGUGACCCACUCAUUGCAAAGCUAAAACGGUCAUUAGCACCACAGGGUUAUUCACGAACGUGAGAAUUUUGUAGUGAGUUUCAAAUCAAACUUGGUUGACUUAGAGAAUUUUUCUGGUUAGACUAUUUUGACCUUAAACUGUGAAUUCACUUUGAAUUCUCGCUCUAGUAAAAGUCUAACAAUCUACAUUUACUGCUGAAGUGACUCCUCCCUCAGUCAGGAAUUCUUCCAUUAAAAGCUGUCCAAGAUAUGUCCUUUUAGUACUGGACUUUACAUCUAGCUGCUACAGUUGGCUUCAUAGCCUGCUUCACACCAGCUUCAUGUCCCACGUUGAUUAGAGCUCCUAGACUCCUGCUUUACAGAGGAAGCAUAGUCUAUAAUUUGACAUAGCAUGCUGUCAUUGUACACAUGGGGCUGUUUUUAUGGUUCAUUGGUAAUGGGAUAUAUAGUGUUUCUGUUACUGUAACUGUAGCCUGUAAUAUGCUUGCUUUAACAAGAACAUGAGAACUGGUCCUAAAUAUAGAUGUUGGUUACUGCAGUUUUCAGGAUUGAGACGUUUUAAGACUAUACAAACGUUAUUUGAAGCAACAUAACCUUCUUUACAUGUGUUCCCAAACAGAAUAUGAAAAUGCAUUUCUAGGAACAUGUCAAAUGUUUGUGGAGUUUGGUUUUUAGGGUGGUGGUCUUGAGUCGAAACUAUCUGUUUAACACUUUGGCUUCAGGCAGCUAGUGCUCAGACCAGGGAUAGGCAACCUUUGGCAUUCCAGAUGUUGUGGACUACAUCCCCAUAAUGCUCUUACACCCAUAAAGUUGGCAAAGCAGCAUGGAAGGUGUAGUACAAAACAUCUGGAGUGCCGACAGUUACCUAUGCAUGGCUUAGAAAGUAGGAGCAUAUUCUCACCUUUCUAAAACAAGUUAAUGUUACAGUGUAGGCACCAUAACCCCUGUCAACUGGAGUCUUCAGAUACAAUGUCCUGCGUCACUGUUAAACUGUGACUAUUUUGCAGCCCGGCCCUGGAUUACAAUAUGGCAAGGCAGAGCUGGAUUUUAUAACUGGGAUUGGGGCAUAAUGGCUAGAAGUGCCCAGCUGAUGCUCACCCCAUAGUCUGCUAACCCUGAUAUGGUGCAAUGCUGGGCAGCACUCUGCCUUUGCCAUAUAGUAGUCAAGCGGUGAAUAUUUAACUGAGGUUAUGGUGCCUUGAGUCUACAAAUGCCAUGUCUGCAUCAAUUGGUUAAAGUAAUGCAAACUCUGCAUGUUCCCUGUAUUGCCUUUUAGUAUCCACUCUAAGGAACCAAAAGUCUUGGUUGACUAGAAGUUGGUAACAUCUGCAGACUAGCUGUAGUUAUGAAAAGGUGAGCAGGUAAAAAUUCCACAUGUAAAAUCAGAAAUAUCAGAAUCUGGCAAAGCUAGAUAUUCUGAUUUGAAGUGGGUGAAGAAAUGUGUCAAAUUCCUGAGGUUUGAGGGAGGUAUUCUCAGAACUAUUGUGGAAAACCUACCUUUCCCUCCCUCCCUCUCCCCCCUCCCUCCCCCCCCAGUAAGUAUUACUUUUUUUGCGAUUGUGAGAUGUGAACAGGAGUUUGUCCAAUUUGCUAAACUUUUACUGUGAUCUGUGAACACUUUGCUAUUUUAUAUAUAUUAUAGUGUUCAUGUAUUUCUCACUAAUUUAAACAGACCCUUUAAAUCUAGAUUGCCAGUCCUGUAAAACACCUUGGCACUAUACCGUAAAGUUCAGACAAGCCUAGCUCUGAUAUAAACUAGGAAUGACAGGAACUGGUAAGAUAUUGUAGCUAUACCUAGAGUUGAAUGCUUCAUGCUGUGUCCUCUAGUGACUGCGGGGAUCUGCUAACUAUACUGCAAACCGGGAGGCUUUGAAUUACUGGGAAUUAAAGUCUUCAUUCUCUAACAGACUAUUGAUCUUGCUUUGCAUUCAGCACUGGAGCUCCUGAAGACUGCCAUUAACAAGGCUGGAUACACCGAUAAGAUUGUCAUUGGAAUGGAUGUGGCUGCUUCAGAAUUCUACCGUGAUGGAAAGUAUGAUCUGGACUUCAAGUCACCAGAUGACCCCAGCAGAUACAUCACCCCCGAUCAGCUUGGGGAUCUGUACAAGAGCUUUGUGAGGGAUUAUCCAGGUAACCUGCACCACGACUGGUAUUGAGUUUUACAAUGCCAGUCUGGAACUAGUCGAGCACUGUAAUUUUACAUGGCAUGUUAUGCACCAUCUUCAUAGGGAAUACAAUGAGCAUAUUGCUUGCAGAGUAACAGUAACACCUACUGCAUUAUCCUUGCUGGUGUGUUCUGCUUUUGGUUUGACUCAUGCUGAUUUAUAAAUGGGUUAAAAUGAUUUCACCAGAUCUGGCAUACAUUGAGAUUCAUGAAGCCUUGUGGAUUCAUUAAAAAUGACUAGUUUUUUGUAGAUGUUAUAUCAUCUCCUCUCAGACUGUUUAUAAACAUCCAGGAACACUGGCUUGGCCCUUUUACUUUCCUUCUCUGGUCCAGAAUCUAUGGCGUAUAGUCUCAUAUCUAGAUGUAGUGGUUUUUACAGUCAAAUUUCCUUCAUUACAAUAAAGUUCUCUGCUUUCUAUAAAUGGGUUCACAAAAUAACAUUCUAGCUUAUAAAGGUGACUGCAGAUGAACUUUGCAGCAGAAUGUUAAAAUUCCACAAAUGCUGGAUAGGCUAUUCAUUGACUUCAUACAAUCGGUUACAAAACAGUUUGCACAAACCUGAUGUUGAAAGGUGUUUGUAAUGUGCAGUCAGCAGAGAUCAAUCCUCCUGGGGCAGUAGUUGGCAGUUCAUACAAUAGCUUCUAGCUUUCCAAAUUGAUGAAAUGUUCUGUAAAUGUUGGAGACAAGAGCUACGACUUGCAACGAAAUGUGGCAUAAUGACAGGCUUAUUCUGCAGCCUUGAGUGAGCAUGUUUACUUUUUUGGGGGGGGGGCUGGGUGGGGUGGUAGCAGACUUUAUACUCAAAAUAUUGGUUUGCUUAACACCAGAAGUAUCUUGUGAUAUGUUUGCCUAAAUGCUGUGAUUUUCCACUUGCAAAAUGUUCAUUUGCGAUUUUGUUUCUCCCCUAGUUGUGUCCAUUGAAGAUCCUUUCGAUCAGGAUGAUUGGGCUGCCUGGGCAAAGUUCACAGCGUCUACUGGCAUCCAGGUAGUAGGUGAUGACCUUACUGUGACCAAUCCCAAACGUAUUGCAAAGGCAGUGGAAGACAAGGCAUGCAACUGUCUCCUACUAAAGGUCAACCAGAUCGGCACAGUAACAGAAUCACUGCAGGCGUAAGUACUGUUUAAAUUGAUAGACUACUAAAAUCUUGGCAUGUCUGGCUAGUUUAAACACCCUAUUGAAUAAAACUGAAUCGGUUAACACUGAAGACAUUCAGUGUUGAUCCCUACACAUUUAAUUAAAUUCGGUAUAUUGAAAUGUCGUACUUGCCUUCAGUUUGAGUUUUACACUAAAUUACAAAACUUUAAAUUUCAAAAAACUUGGACACUUGCGUUUCAAUGACGUUAAAACUGUAUAGCCUUAACUGCAACUUUAUUUUUUUAUCCCUGCCAUUCAGUUUUUAGUAAACAUAAAUAUAGGUUGGGUGGCACUACAACUUUUAACAUAUAUUGACAUGGAUGCUUUGUUAAAGUUUAAGUGCUUUCAUGUCUGUAAUUUAUAAAAAUGGACAUGGUGUCUCCCCUCUUCUUCCAGCUGUAAGCUUGCUCAGUCCAAUGGCUGGGGAGUGAUGGUCAGUCAUCGUUCCGGAGAGACAGAAGACACUUUCAUUGCCGAUUUGGUGGUUGGCCUCUGUACCGGACAGGUAAAGGAUAAAAUGCAGUUAUGAAAACAAUAAAGCUUAAUUUUACUACCACAAUGAGCAGUAAUGGCAGUUUGUGUCAAACUUUUUGAGCAGUCUUGCAAAACCAUGGCUCUCACCACAUCUGCAGCUUAGUGCAAAAAAUGUUAAGCUGACCAGUCUGGGUUCUUCCACUCUGUUGAAGAUAAUUUGACACAAACUAGUACAAUGCCUUAGGACUCUAUGCACCAUAACCACCUCAGCUCUUUGAAAUUAAUUUUAAAGGGACACUGAAGCCCAAAGUAAUUCUUAAACUUACUUUAUUUUUAACUGCAGAUUAAGACUGGGGCCCCAUGCAGAUCUGAGCGUCUUGCAAAGUACAACCAGUUGCUCAGGUAAGUUAACCAGUAGCCAGUUUUGUGUUGAUGACCAGCUUUGGUAAAAAAAAUCUUCCACUAAACUCAAUGGCAGUUGUAACAUCCAUUACAUUGAGGGUAAAGCAUCAGAGUAAACGUCCAACUCCCCUCAAGAAAUAUUCUGCAUGCAGACACGAGUUAUAAACAAAAAUAGUAAUGAAAUGUCCACCUACAUGUUUAAAUACUCCAUUAAACCAGAUUUCUGCAAAUUUGCUCCUCAUUAGUGCCAGACGUAUUAAAGUCACACUUUAAUGUAAAACAAUCUGAACUAGAUUUAGUGACCACUGUGUUUAACACUUAGUUAAGAAAUGCACUGGAUGUUAAAUCGGAUACAAGGGUUACCAGGCUUAGCAUCUUCAUCCUAUCUGUAAAUGUUGCAACUGAAGCCAUAGAUCAGGGAUCAAUUUUGAAUAAAAUUCUACAAAAGUAGAGGGUCCAAACUGCACUAUACAUUAAGUGACUACCUUUUUAUUUUAUUUUUUUCAAUUGUCAAAUUAUAUGCAGACCUGGAUGGAUGAUUUUUAGAACAGGGUUGUUCAAAAGAGAGAUCCCCAGAUGUUGUAGAACUAAAACUCCCCUGAUGCUCUGUAAUUCAUUUAAAAUGGCAAAGCAUCAUUGAAGCUGUAGUUUUAAAACCUCUGCUGAUCUACCUCUCGGGCACCCUGGUCUAGUAUCUCUGGAAUUGUAGUGUAAUAGGAUACACUAAACUGACUGGGGUAAAAUCUACUGCAGUGAUGGCUCACCCUGACACCACAAAUUGUUUCUGGACUCAAUUUCCCAUGGUGCUCAGCUAACUUUUUAGAGUCUAAAAGCUAGCUGAGCAUUAUGGGAAAUGUAGUCCAUAAACAAUUUAUGGUGUUGGGGUUGGCCAUCACUGACCUACUGCCUUAAUGUAGUCUGGGGGAUUAGGAGAGCAUUCCUAACAGGUACCAAACAUGAUGCAAGCUUUGUGAAUGCAGACCAAUGAUAAACUUCUACUUUUUUUUUCCUUGUAGGAUUGAGGAAGAGCUGGGCAGCAAGGCAGUGUUUGCUGGAAAGAACUUCAGGAAGCCAAUCAUCAACUAAGUGGCUGCAAUCUCAAAUUAAGCACUUAACCACCUGCUGUAGUCACUGCAAACCUAGAGUGCAGGGUGAGGUUUAAACACAUCAGUGCUGGACGUGCCUGUUCCAAAUUCAAGCCCUUCCAGCAGUGGUUGUGGUGGUCAACCCUGAGCCUCAUCACAAUUCAGAUUCUGACAGUCAGUCCCUGAAGCUUUGCUGCUUAUUAGAAAAAUUCCUUGUUUGUCUCUCGGUGCCUGCAUGUUGUCUGUGUUUUUUCUAUUGUGGCUGUGGUCCUGGGCACUUCACUGGUCUGUGUUCUCUUAAAGUUGUGUUGCAGUCUAACGAGAGAUUAGCUAAUGGUUCAUGUGCAGAGUCUGAAAACUGUAGUUUUUGAAGAGGUAAUAAAACUAUAUUGAAGGUGUCUUGAUCUUGUCUUAAUUUUUUCUUGCAUGCAUGUAUCUGGG
Molecule: messenger RNA, 17767 nt
Organism: Pelobates cultripes (western spadefoot toad)
Lineage: Eukaryota; Metazoa; Chordata; Amphibia; Anura; Pelobatidae
Source: the annotation of a GenBank genome assembly